Molecule: messenger RNA, 2925 nt
Organism: Didymodactylos carnosus
Lineage: Eukaryota; Metazoa; Rotifera; Eurotatoria; Philodinida; Philodinidae
Source: the annotation of a GenBank genome assembly
GCGGACGGCUGUUGCAGUUUCGCCCAUUGCUUGUACGAUGUGUUCUGGGUUUAGAAUCAGAUCAUACUUCAUCAAAGUCACUUCUUCUUGCUGUUUAUCAGCCUAUAGAACAAUCAGAAUCCCUCGCUUCACAUCUGAUGUCCUUGUAUGCCAGAAAACUCUUCACCAACGAAAACCAGUGAAAAUGAUAGUUCAGGAAAAAAUGACUGAAAAACAUUCUUUUUCUCGACCGACCGGUCAAAUUAGUUUUCUUUCUGCCAGCCGGUCAGAAAUUCCUGACCGGACUGACCGGUUGCCGGUACCGGUUACAUCCUUGUGUCUGAGGUCAGAUACACAUUUACAAAAAUACCUUUACUGUAAAAAUCCCGUCAUUAACCAAACUCAAAAUCAAAAUGUUAUUAAAAUUAGAUCCCAAACCUGAAAUAAACAUUGGCACGAUGAUCAGGAUAUUCGAAAAUCUAUAAUUCGAUUAUUUUUUAUCUCUUCAGCAGGGUCCGGACUGAGAUAGGUAGGUCAUCGGAGAAAUUUCCUAGGGAUUGUACCUUGAGAGAUAGCGACCUGAAAGUUAAGCAGAAUGAAAGAUCUCAUCUCGAACUACUUUUUUCACUUUUGAACCAUUAAAAUUCGAUGCUUUCUCGAAAAACGGCGUUAGCUUGCAAAUGUUCCCACAAGGCUUAUCAUCUGAAGAUGUUGCUUUUUCCGAAAUUGUUUCAUAGACUCUUGUCCCAAAGUGUCUAGUUUUAUAAUCUCAAAAGCGCAGGUCUCUUGCUCCUUUCCUUGCUGAGAUAUUAAAAGAAUAUCAAGGACCACUAUUUUCUUGCGGCGAUAGUAGUCAUCUCUAUCAUGUGAAUAUUCCGUUCGUUUUUCUUUCUUUUCGAUGUUUGUUGCACUACUAUAGGUGCUAAAAUAGCAGACCGGUGAUUAUUUUUUGAAUAAUUCAAACGGAAUAAAAAACAGAGGCUAGCGGUUUUCACCAUUCGCUAGCCUAAAGCUAUGCUUUCAGAAGCAAAAACAAAUUCAGAAAAAAUCUCAAAGAUCCGUUAUUCAGGAUAUCUGUGGAAAAUCAGUUCUCUGAAAAAAGACAUAGAAAUCUAUGGAAUUUUUCAUGGAGAUAUAGUCUAAAGUGUCCUCGACAAAACUGGAUCUAAACCACAUAUUAGAAAUCCAUGAUUCGCGCGCUACGGACGUUUUUUCUGAAGCCUUAGUACUCCUCUACCGUUAUGUCUUUAGAUUCACACACUCGUGCCAACUCACUCUAUCACACACAGACAAAGGCAGGAAAAAAUUAAAGCUACUAUGUGAAUAUUCCGUUCGUUUUUCUUUCUUUUCGAUGUUUGUUGCACUACUUACCACGCAAUUACGUUCGCCCUUUUCGUGCAUGUUUCCAUCUACAAGAUUAAAACAUCAUUUCUAUGCAAAUUCCAUUUUGUUUUUUUUCUCUUGUGGCGUCUUUUUGAUAAAACAUUUUGGACAUCAUCCGAUGCAUUUUUGGCUCUAAACUCGAGGUCAUGUGUUAGAAUGAAAUCUGCGAAUUCUAUCCAAAAAUAAAGAUUUAUGUCGUUGAACAGCUUUUAGAAGCCCGAAUAUAUAUCUAUAUCCGAUCCUUUUGUAUCGGCAGAAAUAAACUUGGCUUUUCAUGUAGCUUUCGAGCAAACAGUGGAAGUUGCUCUCGGAGUUUUUGGUGGAAGGAAGUUCAUACGGAUCGAAGAAAAAGCGAUCCGGCACGGAUAUCGUCUAUACUUUCGUCGAUCUUGCCAUAGAAAAAGCUCCUUAACGAGUUGAGUGAAACUCAACUUGCGAGAUAAUUAUCUCUUCUUUCUAUCUUCUUUUCGUGAAAUAAAUCUGAACGCAGAAGCAUUGCUUGUAAAGCGCAGGAACAGUGAUGUAUAGCGACAUUCAUAUGACAAAAUUGGAAUAAUGGUGUUACAAUUAACUCAAUAAAGCAGCGAUUAGCUCUAACAAGAAACCAAGAGCAAACAUUACUGGUGCUAAUCGCGGUACACAUAUAAAGUGCUUAAAAUCGGCAUUCAACUAUUGGCCAAAUUUAUCUUGCUUACUACUCUGUACCUGGUCAUUCAUCAGCUUAUUUUGCUAUUAUUAUUAUAUCUCUAAUAAAGUGAAAUUAUUAACUUGUCACUGCUUUUAGUCUUAUUAUAAUACGUGUAUAGUUUGUUUUGUUCUUGAUAAAAGCUUUAGAUCCUCGACUCUGGGCGCUGAAGAAAAAAGGCAUUCAUGAGAAAUGUAUACACGAUGGUUGUUUCUAGACAUAGCAGGAUUCCUUGACGUAUUGCCUUUUUAAAGGACUUUUGUCAGGAUAUUAAAUGAUCCACAGAUUGAUUUAUCCCUAGUUAACUACCUUUGUUAAUUUGUCACUACAAUAUGCUACAUAUUCGCCAUCGGCUGCAUUUAAUAGAGGUCGUCACAUCAAACUGUUGAGAGAGACCAGUAAUACAGUGUUCAUCUGUCCAUUUGACGUGAAUUACGGAAUAAGGAUUAUUUAUCCACUGCCUAUAAGAAAAAAUCAUCACGACUGUGAUAUCAGAAUGCAAAUUAAACAUAAAAACGAGUCAUAUUAGCUAGUGAUAAGAACAACGACUAAAACUUUUUUAUUUUUAUUCAUUUAGAGUAUUAAUAAGAAAAGCCAACACAAUGACAACCGCUUUGGAUACAUCAUUAACAAAAGUAUUAGAAUUUUUAACUGAAGCAAAAAAUUUAAAGCAAACUGGAAACGAAUUGUUUCAAACAGGAAAAUUUGCGGGCUACACUCAUGCCUCACUAAAAUCUGCUUUGCCAUUAGUCGAUUGGUCUGAGUAUCUAGAGCUCAUUGAAAUUGCUGGUAAAGGUAGAGGAUAUAUUGCUAAGAAGAAUAUACCAAUUGAAACAUUAAUCAUGAUCGAAACAUCAUCAAUACGAUCAGAACCAUAG